UCUAGGCAACAAGUAAGGUAUAGUAUUCAUCAAGUUAAUUAAGCAUCAAGUAUCAUUACACACAACAUAAAUAUUAUCUAUAUAUGGUCUUGUGCUUUGUGCUCAAUAACAUAUGAUCAUAUAUAGAAUCAUAGAGAAGUGUUUUGUGUUCAUUUCUCAACAAACACAAUCCCCUGUGUAUGUAUUCGAAAGCAGCAAAAGUUGAAUAAAACCUUGCGAUAAAUCGGAAGGCCAUCUUUGUUUGGAAACAAGGGCUGAUUUGAUUUUGUAAUAAGAGAUUCUAAAAGGACAACUAUGAAUGAGUUCAAUUCGGAAAGGUCAAAGGCAUGGAACAUGUACACGAAUUCUCCCCAUAGCUCACCUCAAAUAGGAGCUGAUGGUGGAGGUGACGGCGAAGGUCCAUGGAAGAACUUUGGGACAUCGAUGAAUGCAAUAUCUUUUGGUUUUGUUGCCACGGCCGUCUUAAUAUCAAUGUUCCUUAUAAUGGCUAUAUUCGAACAUCUUUUUAGACCAAAUGCCUCUUUCCCAUUGCCUCAACAAGCCCCUAAUGAUCACUCUCCACACGGAUCAAGGGCGAUGCACAAACUCGUAGACCCCCAACCACGCGCACAAACGACAUAUGCAACGGAUUUCUCAGUAUUGAUGCCGGGCCAGCAAUACCCAACCUACAUUGCACAUAAAACACCUCUACCUUGUUCUAGGGAAGGAGUGCAGUGGCCAAACCAUCAUCAACAUGUAUAUCCUAAGUAAGGAUAUGAUAAACUAAGCUAAUUGAAUUA
This is a messenger RNA of Erigeron canadensis, 779 nucleotides long. RefSeq lists its product as uncharacterized. The coding region runs from base 295 to 750 and encodes 151 amino acids. The record is from RefSeq and is a predicted model, not a curated record. NCBI's taxonomy places the organism in Eukaryota, Viridiplantae, Streptophyta, Magnoliopsida, Asterales, Asteraceae. The transcript is spliced from 3 exons.